ACAAAUGGUACAGUCCGGGAACUGAGGCUGCGGAAAAUGGCGCUGUCCUGUGCGCCCCUCCGGGCUGUGUGUGGCCGCCCGGGGACUCUGCUCAGGCAUUUUUCAAGAACAUUCCAGCAGUCUGAAGCAAGAACAGUUCUCUGGAAGCCUGCGCUGACCCUUCCUGUAACCAGUCAUGUAAGGGGAAUAUCUGGACUCACUAAAUCCACACCAGGAGUCCUCUUGUCUCCAAUUAAUAACCAACUAUCUGCCCAGAACACCUCCAUACUCAGCAGGGUGGCACCAUUGCUUCCCAGCAUUCUCCAGCAAUCAUCAAGACCAGUUACAUAUACCAGUCUUCGAAGAGGGAAGAGAAAGUCUGUGAAAUCUGUACUGGAACGAUUUAUGCGCCUACACUGUGGGCUGUGGAUUCGAAGGAAGUCUGGUUAUAAGAAGAAACUCUGGAAGAAAAGGGCAGCCAGGAAAAAACGCCUGAGAGAAAUGGUUAUCUGUAACAAAACGCAGAGCAAACUGCUUGAUAAAAUGACCACAUCCUUCUGGAGGAGGAGGAACUGGUAUGUUGAUGAUCCUUACCAGAAAUACCACGACCGCACCAAUCUGAAAGUGUAG
This is a messenger RNA of Staurois parvus, 609 nucleotides long. The record is from the annotation of a GenBank genome assembly. Lineage: Eukaryota; Metazoa; Chordata; Amphibia; Anura; Ranidae.